Messenger RNA from Symbiodinium sp. CCMP2456, 972 nucleotides. NCBI's taxonomy places the organism in Eukaryota, Dinophyceae, Suessiales, Symbiodiniaceae. The record is from the annotation of a GenBank genome assembly.
AUGGCGGAGCUACUUCAAAGGCUACAAGCAACUGGCAAGUUCACAAUAAUUCGCUUCAAGGAGAGCAUGAUUCUCCACGAGCCGGUGGAAAAUUGGCCGAUCGUCGCUUGCCUUCUGGCCUUUGCCUCAUCCGGUUUUCCACUUCCAAAGGCCAUUCAGUACCAAAGGCUCCGGAACCCAUGGCUCGUGAAUGCUCUUGAGGAGCAAGAGAUUCUCAGCGACCGGGUUCAGAUGUACGAGCGCCUUACGGAAGCCGGUAUCCCGUGCCCACCUCAUACCGUCAUCGACCAUGGCUCAGUAACACCCGGCGAGCUUGUCCAAGAGGUGGACAGCAUCACAUGGCGAGGGCAAGUCUUGCCAAAGCCCUUUGUGGAGAAGCCCCAGGACGCAGACGACCAUGCUGUUUGGAUCUAUCAUGUUUCAAGCGACGGAGGUGGUGCGACCAAGCUGCAUCGGAAGAAGGGGAACCAAUCAAGCAUCCGCGACCUCACGCAGAGCCACAUCCGAGAGAAUGGAAUGUAUGUCUACGAGCCUUUCAUGGAAACAGGUGGCCUGGACAUCAAGGUCUACGCAGUUGGCGAGACCUACGCGCAUGCCGAGGUGCGCAAAGCGCCGGCAGUGGAUGGGCGUGUUGAGAGGGACGCAAACGGCAAGGAGGUCCGCCAAACCAUCGAGUUGACGGAAGAGGAGAAGAACAUGUCCCGAAUGGUGGUCAGAGCUUUCAAACAAAGUGUAUGCGGCUUCGAUAUCCUUCGCACCACCGACGGCCAUUCGAUGGUCUGCGAUGUGAACGGCUUCUCUUUUGUGAAGGGGAACAAGGAGUACUUCGACAAUGCAGCCAUGAACCUAUCAAAGAUGCUGGUGAAAAGCAGUUUGAACCCACCCCGUACGCCCUUGCGUCACAGAAUCCGCCAGCAAAGCUGGUUCAAAUCAAUUGGAAAUUUCUGCUCCAUGGUGCCCUGUCCAUGUUAA